AUGCUGAACCAACCCAUCUGCUCCAAGCCAAGCUGGCACAAGGGAGGAAUCAUUGGAGGCGGGCAUGAGGAAAAGGCCAUUGGAACGGGGGUUUGGCGAGGUAAAGGACCUGAGACGCUGUUCGCGGGGCAGAAGCUGAACGACAAUGAGUGGCACACAGUGAAGGUGGUGCGCAGAGGCAUGAACCUGCAGCUGUCUGUGGAUAAUGUCACAGUGGAAGGCAAGAUGACUGGUGCCCACACACGUCUGGAGUUCCACAACAUAGAGACGGGCAUCAUGACGGAGCGGCGCUUCAUAUCUGUGGUGCCCUCAAACUUCAUUGGCCAUCUCCAGGGCCUGACCUUCAACGGGUUGCCCUAUUUAGACCAGUGCAAAAAUGGUGACAUCUCGUACUGUGAACUGAACGCCCGCUUCGGCAUGCGCCACAUCAUUGCAGAUCCGGUGACGUUUCGAACGAAAGGCAGCUACUUAGCGUUAGCCACUUUGCAAGCUUACGCCUCGAUGCACCUCUUCUUUCAGUUUAAAACCACCACGCCCGACGGCCUGAUGCUCUUCAACUCUGGAGACGGUAGUGACUUCAUAGUCGUAGAACUGGUGAAAGGAUUUGUCCACUACGUCUUUGAUCUGGGCAAUGGGCCGUCGCUGAUGAAGGGCAACUCAGAGAAGACCCUCAAUGACAACCAGUGGCACAACGUGGUGGUGUCCCGGGACGCCAACAAUGUACAUACCCUCAAGAUCGACUCACGCACCGUUACACAGCACUCCAAUGGAGCCCGCAACCUGGACCUCAAAGAGUCUGGAGUGCUCUUGAGGCUGCUGGUUGUGUAA
Molecule: messenger RNA, 828 nt
Organism: Notothenia coriiceps (black rockcod)
Lineage: Eukaryota; Metazoa; Chordata; Actinopteri; Perciformes; Nototheniidae
Product: neurexin-2-like
Exons: 5
Coding region: 1-828 (275 amino acids)
Source: RefSeq, a predicted model, not a curated record